This is a messenger RNA of Dermatophagoides pteronyssinus (European house dust mite), 771 nucleotides long. RefSeq lists its product as uncharacterized. The record is from RefSeq and is a predicted model, not a curated record. Lineage: Eukaryota; Metazoa; Arthropoda; Arachnida; Sarcoptiformes; Pyroglyphidae.
CAACAACAUCAACAACAACAAACAUUUCGCGACAAUGACAAGUAACGGGCUGUGGAGCGCGAUGGAUUGGCCAUGUUUGUUUGGCUCUCUCCUUAAAUGGAUAUCUGAUUGUUGUCGCAAUAUAGUUAGUUAUAAUCAUUUUCGCAACAACUAAAUAUCUAUACACAAGCAGCAAAAAUUUAUGAAAAAAUGGUACUAAAUAGAUUACCAUUUUGUCGUCGACCUUUGCAUCUUUGGUUUCGUGCAAGCAACGGUCAAAUGAUUCGAAGAUUACAUAAUCAAAUUAGUCCACAACGAAACAGUACAACAACGGCAGCAGAAUCGCAACAACGAGCAACAAGUGGUGUACCUGCUGCUGAUCAUUGCAGAUGGCAGCCAUUUAAUAAUAAUGGUAAUAAUAGCCUAACCGAGCUGGAUAAUCAACUACAACAGGUCAAAGUAUUUGCCGAUGAACGAAUUAUUCAAUUUACGUUUGAAUCGGGUAAAUCGGUCAACUAUACAAUGCUUUGGCUACGACAUUUAUGUCCCUGUUCGGAUUGUAAUGGAAGCAUCAAAUCCUUCAAUCAUCAAUUCCCGGUAACAACAAACAAUACCAACGCCGUCAAUGAAGAUUCGUCGUCGUCGUUAAAUGUUGGACAGAUUCGGUUCAAUACCGAUACAAAUGAAUUAGAAAUCGAAUGGCUAGAUAAUGAUUAUCGAAGGCAUAAUAGCAUCUAUAACAUUAAACAUCUUAAUCUCUACUAUAAACACAUUUAAUGAUUAAAUUAAAUU